Messenger RNA from Beta vulgaris subsp. vulgaris (sugar beet), 1861 nucleotides. RefSeq lists its product as hypothetical. The transcript has 4 exons. Bases 376 to 723 code for a protein of 115 amino acids. The record is from RefSeq and is a predicted model, not a curated record. NCBI's taxonomy places the organism in Eukaryota, Viridiplantae, Streptophyta, Magnoliopsida, Caryophyllales, Amaranthaceae.
UUUUUAUCGAAAAUAUAGCAAAAUGGGUCUCUAUUUAUGGAGCUCAUUAAAAUAGAGCUAUUGGUAUUUUUUUUUAUUUUUUUUCACUUUGUAUUUUCUAAAAUAAAAUCGUUGCAAAUUUUAUAACAAUUACUAUAUUUUAAAAUCCAGUCAAAAUGUGACACUUGGCACUCUCAUCCUACAAUCUUAUUCAUCAUUUCACUCACCCCAUGCAUUUUUUUUCUCCCAAUCACUCUCACUCACCUCACAAUCUUUUUUUCAAUUGUGAUUAAGAAUACUUUUUUCAUGAUCAUCAACUUGAUCUUUAUUCUCAAUCAUGAAUAAGGAUGCUCUUAACUCCAUUUUUUUGUGUCUUUUGACAGUGUUUGCCAAAAUAUGGGUAAUAGACGAAGGAAUGGGCGAAAGAAAGUAACCCAGGUGAUAGUUUGCUGUAUAUGUGGGGAUAGAGGCUUCCUGAAUGCUCUGAUUGACUGCUCACAGUGUUCCAGUAUGGCUGCACAUCAGUACUGCUUGGGUAUACCACCAGGAAGCAUCAUUGCACAUACUAAAACGUGGUCCUGCGAUUACUGUUUUGCACCGACGGAAUCUAAAUCAUGUAAAACUCAGAUAAUUGUGGUUAAGGAUGAGCCACAACCACUUCAAACUUUACCACCAAUUUCGUAUGACAGAAGUUCAGAACAAACAAAACCAGGUAAUGAACCUGAUAAUGCUGAAAGAACCUAGAAAACCUCGUUCACUUCAAUGGUUGGUAAGACAACAUUUACUUAUCCAUUAGAAUACCAAGAGGGUAUUAGUGAAACCGCGUUUGUGGUGAGUCCAUUGGGUGAAGUCAUCAUUUGCAAAGGGAUGAAUUUCUGCGGUACUUCACCUUCACAUAGCUUGGAAACCUCCUUACUCAACUUCACAAAUGAGGAAACUGCACAUGGAUGCAGCAUUGAGGAAACCGUAGAGCUUGAUGAUGAAGCUAGUGUUGGGAAUGAUGACGAAAUUGAUGACUUUUAUAUUACUAUACAGGAAAUGUUGAUCUUGCCAAAAGUGGAGAGUACACUAAAAUUCAUUCUGUUGAUAUUACCAAAACUGAAGAUAUGGUUCGAGUGGUAGAUGAAGCAUCAUCGGAAGUCUUUGGUAGGUGGAAAAAAUUGGCGGUGUUUUUUUAUCUAAAUUUUUAUUCAUAAACUUCUUAGAUAAUGUUUCUGAUUCCUUAGUUCUAAAUCAAGAAGUUCCUAAGGAACACCAGCUUGAUGCCACAGAAGAAUCAGAAGAACCUAGUUGCUCUUCCACUGUCAUGUCUAUGCAACAAAAGGUAGACAUCCGGAGUACUAGAUACGGAAGUGGUCUAAGAAAAUGUGAUCAUCCUAGUGAAGUGACAAUUGCAUCCUCUGCUGUCAAUAUGGAGGGUCAAUAUCAUGAAUGUAGUUCAAAAGAGGUACUACCAAUCAAACCUGCUAAUACCUUCCAUUGAUCUGCUGUAAAAGAAGAAGAGGCGGCAGGAGUGGAAGAAUCUGCCACGGCCGAAGGAACAGCAGAGGCAGCAGCCACGUUGGCGCGGGCAGGACCACCCCGGCCACGACCACUACGGCCUCCACGAGAGGCAGCAGCCCUUUGCUGUAAUCUUUCUUCAUACCAAGAAGGAUAUCCAUGCAGUUCAAAACAUUGAGCAAGUUCAUGACCGGUUUUGUGACAGUGAGUACAAGAAAGGUGAGACUUGUCGGGGCGGUCAGGACGCCCACGGCCACGUCCAGCAGGAGCUUGCAAGGCAAAACCCACGGCAGGUGGGGUAGGAGCAACAUAAGAUGUGGUUGCGAGACGAACACGUUCGUCUUGAAUCACUAAUUGAAAAGCUCGGUCGAGAGAGGGAAGA